This is a messenger RNA of Pseudomyrmex gracilis, 6035 nucleotides long. RefSeq lists its product as uncharacterized. Gene Ontology annotation, molecular function: GTPase activator activity; protein binding. Gene Ontology annotation, cellular component: cytoplasm. NCBI's taxonomy places the organism in Eukaryota, Metazoa, Arthropoda, Insecta, Hymenoptera, Formicidae. Gene Ontology annotation, biological process: activation of GTPase activity; regulation of small GTPase mediated signal transduction. The record is from RefSeq and is a predicted model, not a curated record. The coding region runs from base 34 to 5004 and encodes 1656 amino acids. The transcript has 22 exons.
CGCACCACACGUCAGCCAGGUCCUUGCCAUGCGAUGUCGUUGCAGAGCCCAAGGCAUCGACAUUACAGGACAAUGACGGCGAUUUGUUUUGUGUGCAACCUGCCGAUCUUGAGCCAUCAGGUCGGUCUGGUAUGGCAGGGCGGCAACGGCUGGGACGACCUCGUACGAGAGCAAGUAGAAGAAUCUACUCUGAAGCAACGACUGGGAACAGGCAGGCGAGAUUCAGCGGCGCAAAUUACGUCAAUUUCACCCCCAAACGAAACCCAAAAUUCUUCCCCAACGAAUCAACGCCGUCGACGAUCGAGUCUCGCUCAACUGACCGACAUUUUGCGCGAAUGGAGCGGCGGCGGCACGUCUGGAAAAAGCGGACGCGGCAGCAAGCUCUCUCGCAGAGAAACCUUGGCUGACAUCGCCAAGUCGCUACCCUGGCCACGACAGGCCACCACGGACGCCAGCCAUUUGGCCAGUCUGCGAAAAAGGCGAGAGAGCUCGGUUGACAGCGGCAUUCGAAGCCAGUUGUCAACCAAGUCCAGGCGCGAAUCCGCCAUCAGCGACUUCAAGAACGAUAUAGCCAGACUCUGGAGCAAGAAGGAUGCGACACCGCAGCAACCGCCCACGGUCAUCUCGCCCUCACCGAGACGAGGCUCCGGUGAAUCAAGAUAUUCUCGUCGAGGUUCGGGUGAGAGUGCAAAAUCUACGACGAGGAAAGAUUCGAUAAUAGCACAAUCAUCGAUUGGACAAUCAUCGAAUGGACAACCGUCGAUUGGACAAUUAUCGGGACAAUCAUCAAUUGCAGGACAAUCUUCUUCGAGUCCCGGUGAACGCAUGCACACCUGUAGUCAUCAUAAACGUAGACGAUCCCAACAGUCGAUCGACGGAGGUGGCAUUACUCCCACGAAAUAUUACAGAAAUGAUCAGAGACCGAGCGCUUCCAGCACAGACAGCGCGGCCAGUAGUGCAGUUAGAGAUCACUUGGAAACUCAGAGAAGCUCAGAAAAGAGUGAGAGAUCGAGCAGUAUCGAAGCUAAAACCGUUCCCGUAGCGAACGACACAAAAGCAACGGGGCAAACUGCCACAUCUUUGACUGUUGACGGAAAGACAUCUGUCAUCACCACCGCAGCCGUCGCCGUCACCACCACGACCGCUACCACCGUAGGCGAAUCAAAAACGAUGACAGUGACAAUCAACACCGCACCAACAGUGUCCACUUUGUCAACCUUGAGCGUAGACACGAAGACUGAAAACAAGUCUGGUAUCAAUCUAGAUACCGGCGUGAGUCCGCCAACUAUCGUUAUGUCCUCGGUAACACCACCAGCUAUUUCGCCGACGACUGGAAGUAGUCUCCCGCUUCCUAAUACUUCGACAUCCGGUAGCUCCAGUCCAGUCGGUUCCCCGAAUGUCAAUAACACACCUACGCAUCCCUUGCUUUCCACUCGACGAGAUUCGACUACACAGUGUUAUUACAAGGGUAAAGAGGUUUCACCGAAUAAAUUGCUGAGACUGACACGCCAACAGGCAGCGAUAGACGAAUCAAUGCCAUCCCCGGGUCGUCGCGGUAGUCAACCAACGUUAUCACCGGAUCCUGACGAUGGAGGUCGAAAGGCACGAAGAGAUUCCUUGAGUCCGGAUUCCGCGUCUUAUCCGCGACGUCGCGAUUCAAAAACCCAUUUGAGCCCGGACAGAACAGUUGAUAAGAGAGAUAUCAGUCCUAUCAGGCAGAGGAAAGCUCGAUUGAGAAGACAAUCCACCUCCAUGGCUGGUAGACCACCAAGAUCGCCGGAUAGUUCCUCAUGUUCGUCCAGAGAUCCCAGUCCCUGUGCUCGUGCACCCAGCAUUCAACAUGCGCCGAUAAUAAGACGACAAUCUACUACCGAGGAGAUUCUGAUAGCGCGCGGCUUUCGACGGCAAAGCACCACCGAAGAGAUGAUUCGAUGUCGUAAUUUUAGGCGACAGAGCUCUCAGAGCGACGACACGGUUCAAAGAUACCGCGGACGAAGAGAUAGUUCGGCUCAAAUUACAGAUGGCACUUUUGCGACUAUGACCGUCGAAACAUCGAGUACAUUUUUCGACAGUAGUACGCAAACUGAACCGUCACCAUUGUACGACAACAACCACUAUCACGAAGAGUGCCUGAAAUGUAACAGCUGCGGCCUGAAUCUCACGGGACCCAAUCAGAAACGAGCGAGACGUUUCAAAAACCAGAUACUUUGCGAUCUACACUUCGCUGACGUGGCGCUGAUGGAGUGCUCGGACUUCAUGCAGCAGUUGCGCAGCUUCAAACCACAAAGUUUAGGCUGCGCAGUUGCAAGAAGAAAAUCCUCGACCACCUUGAUCUUCCCGUUGCCACCUCAAGCGUGCUCCGAUGAGUUUUGUCAAGAGUUCCCUCACAAUUUGAUACCAACGCCGGGUUAUUGGAUCGAGUGUUCGCGGCCACAGAUCACGUCGGACACGAUUUGGGACGAGAGUGAGAGCGAUCGCGAUACCACCGAUCUCGAGCAGGUGGAACAGGAGCAGACGGUGGAGGAGCGUUCGUCGAUGCUUAAACGGCAGGACAACAGUUUUUGUCUCGUUGAAGAGAACGAAGUUGACACGGACGAUGUGCCACGCAAGAAGACUACCAUUGAAGAACAAUGGGAGAAAAAUCAAGGCUUUGAACUCACUUCAGUCGAGCAAGAAACUUAUGAAAAAUAUUUUUAUGGCACGGAGCAUUGGAACUACUUCACCAACGACGAAGAUUUGGGACCGGUGAUACUUAGCAUCAAGCAGGAAACACUCAACAAUCGAGACCAGUUCAGGAUUCUAGUCAGAGCGAUCAGUUACACGGUCCAUGGCCUCAUUCCUGCCAGCUGCGUCUUCGCCGAUCGGUACAAUCGAGAAGAAGUGGUUCGUAGUCUCGGUAAAGAGGUGAAUAUCAAUCCGCCGCUGACCUUGGGCCAAUUGCCAGAUACGCCCGAAGAACUUCUGAAGCUCGAUCAAGUUUUUAUCAAGUCCGAGCUGAAAGUGGGAGUGAUUUAUAUUCAGGAAGGCCAGUACAGCGAGGAGGAGAUACUGGAUAACAACGAGAAUUCGCCGCUUUUUGAGGAAUUUCUGCAGAUUCUCGGGGAAAAGAUCAGACUGAAAAAUUUUGACAAGUAUAAAGGCGGUCUCGAUACUGUGCACGAUUUGACAGGCCUAUAUUCUGUGUACACUAACUGGCGAGGUAUCGAGAUAAUGUUCCACGUGUCUACUUUAUUGCCUUACGAGAAACACGAUCCUCAAAAACUCCAGAGAAAAAGACACAUUGGUAACGAUAUAGUGUGCGUCGUAUUCUUGGAAGCCGACAACACGAGCUUCAGCCCAGCUUGCAUUAAGUCGCACUUUUUGCAUACAUUUAUCCUGGUACGAGUGAGUCCGCGAAUUAAACGAAAAACCACUAGAUACGAAGUGUCUGUCGUUACAAGAGACGAAGUCGGGGCCUACAAACCGUAUUUAUGGGAACAAAGUGUUUUUGAAAAAGGUCCAAUGUUCCGAGAAUGGAUGUUAACGAAAAUCGUGAACGGUGAGAGAGCAAGUUAUUCCGCGCCGAAAUUUGCAAGGAUGCAAGAACGAACGAGAAGUCAAAUGUUAGAAGAUAUUGUAGCUAAUCUAGCUAAUCAUGCGGAAACUGGUCAAAUUCCGAAACCUUAUAGACGAGGUUCUUGGCGACCAAUUGGACAUAUGAGGCCAUCUUCACCAUUAUUGGAUUCAGUACGAGAUCAUUUCGAAGAUUACGAUCAACUCGCGAGAGACUUUACUAGUGUAUUUCUCAAUGAUGAGGCGAACGUGAAACUAAAUGCUAGUUUGUUUGAUGUAUCUUUUCUUGUAUCCGGACAUCAGAAACAAAAAGUCAGAUUCAUCGGUGUUAGAGCGAUUUUAGCAGUGAGAAGCAGAGUGUUUCAAGAAAUGUUAUACGGGAUUCAAGCGGGCUUUGGGAGUCCACAAGUACCGGUUGCUGAGUUACUCGCAAGACCUGCGCCUACAUUGCUUAGUCCACAGAAACCGAAGAGCUCGAAUUUCCUACAAGUACCCGACGUAGAAAGUCCUAGGCCGAAAAGUGUUCCUUCGUCGCCGAUGGUAAAACGGGCCUUCUCGCGACUUGGUACGAUCACGGCAGGAUGGGGAAAAAGUAUUAGAAAGCACAGCAGUAACACCUUGCAGAGCGAAGAUCGAAAGCGAUGGGCCAGCUCGCAAGAUUGCAGCAACAAAGAAGUGAAAGACAAGGAAAAGGCAGCUCAAUCAUUGGCAGUGCCGAGACUCAGCGUUUGUGCGGAUGCUCAAAAAAUAGAUAGAGCGAAACUAGCUCAGACUGAGUUUGAUAUCAUCGAAUUCGAUCCAGAGACCUUUCGACUUCUAUUGGAUUAUCUGCACACCGGAUCCUGUCCGCUUACUUGCAGCAACAUACCAGGUCUGAUAUGCGCGGCGGAGCACUACGAUCUACCGGAGCUCCUUCAAGCGUGCUUCCAUCACGCAAAACAAUUCCUCAGAAUUGAAAUCGUCUGCGUAAUGUUGUGCGCACUUGAGAAUUACUAUUGGCGGUAUACAUCGGCAACCGAGUUAGUUAAUAUGAUUCUUGCCUUCGUCGAGACAAGAGCUUAUCAACUGUUUCAAAAUCCUGACUUCCUCACGCUGAGUGAAUCUAUGGUACAAACGAUAAUGUGUCGUAGCCUUGAAGUGGUGGAAAUCAAAAAGUUCGAGGCUAUGUUGAAUUGGGCGAAGCAUCGAAUAAAGACUAAAUCAACUAAGAUCGACGCCAAAGUCGAAUUUAAGUGCAUCAUGGAAAGACUCAGCAGAGAUCUCAAGUUAUACAGAAUAACGCCACAAGAAUUAAUUAGGAUCGUGUUGCCGACUAAAGCGAUAAGAAACGAACGAAUACUUGAAACGCUAAUGUUCCAAGCAAACUCGGGGAUAUUCAGGAAUGUUGACAGUUACCUGGAAGCGUAUCAAAAAAAAGUCGCGACUCAAGAGAGCUUUGAUUAUGGCUUAUAAAUGUCACCGAACAUCCAAAAAGUGUCGUGAGAAAAAACCAUGUAGUCUCUGCUUGAGUUAAUUUGACGAGAUCUAUACUCUCGAUGUGUGUUGCCCAGCAAAGACAGAAAUAUAAACUGCGAAUCAGUACAAACUUACGCCUGGCGUGUAUAACUCUUCUUUCUUUCGUACCGCGAGUGAAUUAAUGUACAAAACACUUUUUUUACUCUACUUGAUGACAGUUCAGACGUUUCUCGGUCAAAAGAUCAGACAGAACAAACUGGGGUAUAUGGACAGUGCUAUAUUGAGCACAAAUGAUCCCUUUUGGCGAACACCUAAAAAUAAGAAAGAAAGAAAAUUGUCAAACGCCAUUCUGUCCAGUCAUUGCCGCCUAUUGUUCAACUGUACAUCGAAGCGACACUGAAUUGUUUCGGAAAAGAAAAAGAAGUUCUCCUUUUAUAUGCGCCCUUCUUUUUCAGUUUGUUGUCAAUUGCUUGUUAACGCGGUGUUGGAAAAUUUCAUCAUUAUUUCUUUUCAUCUCCCCUCAUUUUAAGUAUCUUGAAUCAUUUCUUCUUUUUCACAAAAAAAAUAUAUAUAAAGAAACAAAAAAGAAGAAAAUACUUUGAGAUACUUCGAAAAUAAUCGAUAAAUCCUUCGAUUUUUCAACACUGACAGUUGAAGUAAAACGAUGAUACAGAAGCGAUACGUUUUUUGGCAAAAUGAUUCAGUGCCGAUAGAUGCACAUGCAUUCACUAAAUAAGAUAUUUAUGAAGAUAUAUGCAUAUAUAUUGCAAUGUAAACACACACAUGUAAUGUUAAAAAAAUGAGAUAAUCAAAGAGAAAAGUAUACAUACAUAUACGUCUCUAAUGCGAAAACUAUAAAAGCUUUAUUUAACAAAAUAUUAUGCCACGUGAGCGGGUUUCGGCGAGCAAAAUACAUACUUCCAGAUGGAUUAAGCCAAAUAAGGAUGUUAAAAAGUAGUCGAUUUUUGCUCCCGUUUUGGCAAGUAAAAUUUGAGUAAUUUUUUAUAGAUUUUUUAUAGAUUUUUGGU